This is a messenger RNA of Spirodela intermedia, 1247 nucleotides long. Lineage: Eukaryota; Viridiplantae; Streptophyta; Magnoliopsida; Alismatales; Araceae. The record is from the annotation of a GenBank genome assembly.
AUGCCAAGACAAAAUCAAAAAGGGCCUCAACAAAAGGAUAUGAGCAGAUGAGCAUCUUCUAUGUGACAAUAUUGUUGGUUAGCUGUCCUAGGGACACUCACAGUCCUAAAUUCUUAUAUGAGAUGAUGCAUGCUCUAUGAAUCCUUGUGACAAUAUGCUGCUACCCGAGCACAAGUAACAAUAUUAGCACGAGAGAAAGGGUAAAGCUACCUUCCAUGCUUGUUUGAAUGGAGCUUGUAAAGAUACACACCUUCUUCUAAGAUAAACUUGAUAGAAUCUGGUACAGGACUCUUAAAAUAUCAAAUUGAGCAAGUAAAGAGAACGAAAGAAGAAAGAAUGCAGAUGAGUACUGACGUGACUCAGUCAUUGUAUAUUAAAUCACGCAAAUAUAAAAUUUAUAAAACUAGAAAAUACGAAUUUUUAGAUAUUUAGAAGUAUUUCUAAAUAAAUAUAUCAAUUAUAAUUUAAUAAAAAUUCCAAAAAUAGCGGUAAUUUUCCAAGUCGAUCACAGGGAUGUAAUAUAAUAUCUGGUAAUUAUUCAGAAUUUUUUCUCAAUGAAUACGAUUUUCUUACGAAUUUUAUACUAGGAAAUAAAAAGGAAAUAAGGGUGCGGGCGUCAGGAUGACGUCAGUGCCAGGCAAACGCGAAUCAGGCGGAAACAGAGUUCCGCCCGGUGAUUCUUACGUAAGCGAUUACAGACGACUUAAUUAAUCAAAUUAAGAUCUGUAAAAGCUGGAAGAAUCUUAAUAUAACGAAGUAUAGUUUGGUAAAUUAAAAUCACAAAAAGUAUCACUAAAUAAAGCGUAAAUUAAAUUGAAAGCAGGAAAACAGAGUUCCGGCGUCGUGACGGCGAUGCGUCAGCAAUGCACCGGAAUCCUGAGCGCUCGGGAGGAUCGUCGUGCAGUGUCCACGGCCUCAAAGGCUCUCCUUGGACAAAGACAACGUGGGCAAUCUCUAGAUCUUCUCGCGAAGUCUAGAGAUCAAUGAAGUGGGUCGUCGAAUCGUCUCCGGCGGCUGUCACCUGGCGGAGCGGAAAAACGGCGACUUUGCGGCUCUCCGGCGGCUGUCACCCGACAGAGAGGAGCUGGAUGGAGGUGGGGCGCGUGUCAGGGAGCUUCAUCCUCAGGUCUGCGCAGCAAGAGGAGGCUCUUCAUCACAUCUGGUACGCUCUCAGGAGGUGGCGACUGGUCUCCCGGCGGAUCAUCCUCUUCCCGACGACGGCUUGUUCGUCGAUCAAUCGGAGAUGA